Messenger RNA from Lactuca saligna, 3671 nucleotides. Lineage: Eukaryota; Viridiplantae; Streptophyta; Magnoliopsida; Asterales; Asteraceae. The record is from the annotation of a GenBank genome assembly.
AUGGAUCCUGGUCGCUAUGGUCUUCAGCCUGGAUGGGAAAAUAACAGCGCCCUCGAUCGAUACACUGCAGUCCAUGAACCAACUUUUCGGGCGGGUGAUUCAUACGAUGAUAGGAGGUAUUUAGAUGACCGUUUUCCAAGAGACGAAAUCUAUUCAAGGAACUCCUUCCCACGCGAUGCAUUGGAGAGGGAGACCUUUCCUCCUCCACAGGAGCCAGUUGGAUCUUGGCCUCAAACUCAAACAAGAAGGCGAAGCUAUGAAGAUGAAUAUCCACUUGAUAGAGAUUCAAGGCGACAUGAUAAUAAUCCAUACCCUGAAAUCGACACUGUCAAAUACCGUGAUGUUGAUUCAUAUCACUAUGAUGAUCAUGGAUACGAAAGGCCUCCAAGAUAUAGUGGACGUGAACGUGAACGUGAACGUGAUGAUUAUGGAUAUGAUGAUUAUGAUUAUAAUAGAGGUCGUGUGUCACAAAGCAGAGAGGAUAGCCGUGAGAGAGAUUAUGAAUAUGGAAGUGGAAGGCAUAGCUAUGAUUCUGAUUAUGAAAGAGGUGGUAGGAGUUGGAGAAGGCGUGGGUCCCGUGAUAGAAAAGGUUUGAGUAGAGAAAGGGAUCAAAGUCCUUACAGAAGGCAUGAACGUUCUAGGUCACGUGGACAUGAUGACCAUGUUAGGUCAAGAUCUCCAAGAAGUCGCAGCCAUGGCAGAAGUCAUCGUGAGGACAGCUAUGAUGAUGACAGGGAUAGAGACAGAGAUAGAGACAGAGACAGACAUGACAGGUCAGAUAGAAGAAGAGAUCGUGAUGAAUAUCGUCACCAUGAACAUUAUUCAGUGGUUCCAUCUGCUACUGUUGUUGUGAAGGGUCUUUCCCAAAAGACAACUGAAGAAGAUUUAUAUCAGAUGCUUGCUGAAUGGGGACCUCUUCGUCAUGUUCGUGUCAUUAAAGAACGAAACUCUGGUGUUUCUCGUGGAUUUGCAUUUAUAGAUUUCCCUACCAUGGGAUCUGCACGUUUGAUGAUGGAUAAGAUUGGAGAGGAGGGUCUUGUUGUGGAUGGUAGGAAGCUGUUCUUUGAGUACAGUAGUAAGCCAACUGGAGGAGCUGGUGGAUCUGGUUUCGGGUCAGAUGGUUCAUCAAGGUCAGGGCACAUAAACCACAGAAAUACAAUGGUUCUUUCUGAUUGGAUGUGCACAAUAUGUGGUUGUGUUAAUUUUGCACGGAGGACAUCUUGCUUUCAGUGUAAUGAACCUAGAACAGACGAUGCUCCUCCAGCAGACAUGUCAUCAUCAAAUACUAAUUCAUUUGGUAAGAAAGGAGAGACAGGUCCCACACAUGUUUUGGUUGUGAGAGGUUUGGAUGAAAAUGCUGAUGAGGAAAUGCUUCGUUAUGAAUUUUCCAAACACGCUCCAAUUAAGGAUCUUCGACUUGUGAGAGACAAAUUUACUCACGUCUCAAGAGGAUUUGCAUUUGUACAUUUUCAUUCGGUUGAAGAUGCCACAAAAGCCCUUGAGGCAACAAAUGGGACAACACUUGAGAAAAAUGGCCAAAUUUUGAGAGUUGCAUAUGCAAAAAGCAUACUUGGACCAGGAACAGGGGCAUCCUCUUCUCACUCGAGCAGCCUUGCUGCUGCAGCAAUUGAGGCUGCUGCAUUUGCUCAGCAGUAUGAUGCUGUUGGAUGGGCGCCAAAAGAGUAUAAUCCAGAUGAGAAACAAUCAAAUGGGCAACAAGAGCAGGGUGGAAAUCCAAAAGAUGCUUCGGCUCCACAAUCUGGUUUUGUUUGGGAUGAAGCAUCUGGUUAUUACUAUGAUGCUGCUUCUGGAUUCUAUUAUGAUGGAAAUACAGGUCUAUACUAUGAUGGAAACAAUGGAAUUUGGUAUUCGUAUGAUCACCAGAGUCAACAAUACGUUCCUUGUAAUAAUGACCAAAACGAUAACAAAAAAGAAAAGGAACCUUCAAACACUAGAAAAGUAGUGAUAUCUGCACCGGCUGCCACCACAACUACCGCCAGUUCGUUGGCGGAUGCUGUUCAGGCGGCGGCUAUAGCAGCAGAGAAAAAGGAGAAAGAGAAGAUGAAAGAAAUAAAACUCGCUUCAAAAAGUAGUAUUUUAGCUAGCAAGAAGAAAAUGAGCAACGUGCUUUCCAUGUGGAAGCAAAGAAGCCAUGAGAGUCAAGCACCACGAGAUGCCAAUCAGUCAACAGAAGACAAAUCCAACACUGUAACUGUAAGUGUAACUGGUAGUGUUGGAAAGUUAAAAAACGAGGCUGCAGUUUCUUCUGUUAACACAUCGGUCCAGUCAGCAAACAUAGAUGCACCAAGGCCUGUGGGAGGGGGGACUUUGAGAGGUGUGAUUAGGGGGUCUGGUAGAGGGGUGGUGAAAUCAGAUACUACAUAUGUGGGGUCAGGGUCAGGGUCAAAUAAUGUUGCAUCAACAACUGCAAGCAUGGAAGUGAGUAAUUCAUGUGCAGUGCCAUUUAGGACAGAUGCAUCUGCUUUGGGGUCUUACACACCACCAGCAGCUGCAGUGAGUGGUAGAAGGCGGUUUUCAGAGGCGCCUGUACAUGGACAUGGACAUGUACAGUCAGCAAUGUCUGGUAAAGAGCAACAGCAGCAGCAUAGUGGUUAUAGGGAUCGAGCUGCUGAAAGGAGGAGUUUAUAUGGUUCGUCAUCUUUUGGGGAUGAUGUUGGCGUUGGGGAUCCAAAUGGAGAUUCGGGUAUGAAAAGGAAUUCGAUGCCUUUUCCGCCUGGUGUUGGUGGGACACGUGGAGGUGGAGGUGGAGGUGGAGAGGCGGCAGGUGGGGGUGGUGGAAGUGGAAGUAGCUAUGAGGUAAUUACAGCUGAGAAGGCGAUUGAUGAGAGUAAUGUUGGCAACCGGAUGCUUCGAAACAUGGGGUGGCAACAAGGCUUGGGGUUGGGAAAAGAUGGGAGUGGGAUGGUGGAGCCCGUGCAGGCACAAGCCACAGAAAAGAGGGCGGGACUCGGGAGUCAACCCAAGAAGGCGGUGGACCCUACCCUGGAGGUGCAAGCAGGUGAUAGCUACCGGACUCUCAUUCAGAAGAAAGCACUUGCCAGAUUCCGAGAGAUGUCAUAGAUUCGACUAUCUAUUCCGUUUUUUUUUUCUUGGUAAAUGAGUAAGAAGAGGGUUUGGAAGCUUUAGGGUUAUGAUACACUACGGCUUCCAUUUCUUAUGUGAUGAAUUUAAGUGUGCUGCCUGCUGUUUACAUUUCACUCUCCCUUGGAGUUUAUUAUAGAUAUUGUUUAUAGGAUUUAGGAUAGUUUUUGAUGUUGAAGAUGUUGGGAAUCACUUGUGGCUAUUCACUAUUGAUUUCUAAACCAAAUGGAUGUUCAUAUGUGCUAAAGAAUGUUGAAUAUGAUAUUUUGGUAUACCAUGAAUCACCAAGACACAAACAAUGGAGACAAAGUACUACUGUACAUGCACACAUCAAUCAAAUUCCACAUGUCUCAUACAUACAUCAUACAUGUGCAAGAUGUAAGUGUGGAUUUUAUGCAAUAGCUCUUUGUAUCGGUCUUCUUGAAGAUGCUUGGCCUAAUGUUUGAUGUCAGUUAGUUGAAGAGUUAAAUGUUUACAAGUAAGAAUAUGUCAUCAUGUUUGAUAAUGAAGAAUGUGUUUGUGUUCGUAACUCCUUGAAUUUCUUUGACGUGAAUAAAAUUCAACUGUGU